CGCGAUGACGUCACCGCGCGCAGACUGUGAUGGCGGACGUAACCGAGAUAGACACGAUGAAGCAGUUCCACAGCGGUUUCGAGAAAAUCGACAAAGAGAUGAGCCGUUAUCCGCACUGCAUCGUCUGGACGCCCAUCCCGGUUCUGACGUGGUUCCUGCCCUUCAUUGGUCACAUGGGCAUCUGCACUUCCGCCGGUGUGAUCAGAGACUUUGCAGGGCCUUAUUUCGUAUCAGAGGACAACAUGGCGUUUGGAAAGCCAACAAAGUUCUGGAAGCUGGAUAGGAAUAAAGUGUACGGCGGCGGAGCAAACGCCUGGGAUUUGGCCGUGCACGAUGCGUCCGAGGAGUACAAAACCAGGAUGCUUUGUGGGGUUCCUGAAGACCUGGCUGCCUUUCCUGAUGAUUUGUGGGAUCAUAGUCACCAUCGCCCUUGCCAUCAACCUGCGAUGACUUUGGCUUCAACACUGAGAGAGAUGCUGUUUACAUCGAAUGCGUCUCAAUACAGAGACCUCUGCAUCUAGUGACACGGAGACACGCAGACUAUCAGUACCAUGGUAAAUAAGUGAAUUACAGGGACUUUUUCCAGUACUGCUUUCAUUGCAUUUGAUGUAUUUGUAAUAUAAUCAUAUCACAUACAUGGAUGGGGCUAAAUGAAACAUGGCAGCAAUUUCCUGUCAAAACGGUUUUCCAUCAUUUUUCCUAGAACUGCUUGCAUUGAAGUCAGUUUUCAUCAGUUAUGUUUAAUGAUCCAGGCGUGUAUUGUUUUAUAUUCAAGGGAGACUGUAAAUUUGCUUAUUCCUUAAGAUUUUUUAUGUUUACAUCUUCAUUUAUAUUAUAUGACCAAAUAAAAAA
Molecule: messenger RNA, 852 nt
Organism: Sinocyclocheilus anshuiensis
Lineage: Eukaryota; Metazoa; Chordata; Actinopteri; Cypriniformes; Cyprinidae
Product: transmembrane protein 222-like
Exons: 5
Coding region: 30-521 (163 amino acids)
Source: RefSeq, a predicted model, not a curated record